Girardinichthys multiradiatus is the source of this 5339-nucleotide messenger RNA. RefSeq names its product NACHT and WD repeat domain-containing protein 2. The transcript is spliced from 6 exons. Gene Ontology annotation, molecular function: protein binding. The record is from RefSeq and is a predicted model, not a curated record. Bases 287 to 4891 code for a protein of 1534 amino acids. Lineage: Eukaryota; Metazoa; Chordata; Actinopteri; Cyprinodontiformes; Goodeidae.
UAGGAAAAUAUUUAGAUACCAAUCACUUAACAGGUGUGAAAAAAAGUUUCAUUUGUAUUAAAUGACAAAACAUUUGAAAAAGAUUAAUGAUUUUGGUGUACGUAAGAUAACAUAGCAUAGUGUAGGAUAUGAGAUAUAACACCCUGCUGCAAAAUGUAUAACAGUUUAAGAUAGCAUUUAAAAUACAUUGUUUAAUAAUUUAGUGGUGUUACAAAAAAAGAAUAAAAGGUUUACAAACAUUUUUGCUCAGCAGGGAGAAGAGAAGGAAGAAGAAGAAGAGAAUAACAUGAUGCAUAACAAAGAGGAUUUAAGGACGGUGUUGCAGACAGCUGUGAGUCUGUGUGUCCAGAACAGACUUAUGUCUGCAGAGAGAGCAAAUAUCUUCUACAGAUCAGCCCUUGAUGCAGAUCUGCGAUUUGCUCUGGAAAACUGCCCUGUUCAGGACAUCAUCAACAGAUGUAUGAUCUAUGUCCACAAGGUCAUCAAUGCAGACGGAGAGAGAGGAAAACAACAGAGAAAUUCAGAGCUGCAGUCAGAGUUGAAGGCUGAAACCUCUCAGCAGACCCUUCUGAAGACAGUACCCACUCCUUCCGAGUUAUUAUCACAGCUCUGUGACAGCUACCUUGCUCUCCUCGCUUCCCGCCAACUUCUCCUCUACACCACAACCACCGAGUGCGACCGCCGCCACGGCUACACCACAGCCAGGAGGCGAGCCUACGCAGACUCCCUGUGCCAGCAGGUUUUCUCAGACCUCAUGGCAUUGACUGACAGUUCCAACAUUCCCCAGCUCAGAGGAACUGCUCAUAUUGUUGAUGCCCAAUCCAGAGAGUGGGCCGAGCAAGAGCAGCUGUGCAGCAUCCUCGCUCAGUUUUAUAGCAUUAUUCAGCCAGAGGAGGAAAAGAUCAGAGCUUAUGUCAAACAGAUAGAUCAGCAGCGCCCACUAGUGCUGACUGGAGGACCAUGCAAAGGGAAGACUGUGUUGGUCGCACACUGCGCUGAGCAGAUCAAGGCCUGGCUAGCAGACUGUGAUCCAGUGGUGAUCAGUUGUUUUUGCAGCCUUUCAUUCAAAACAUCUCCCAACCAUCUGCUCUCCAGACUCUGUCAUCAGAUAGCUCGCAGAUAUGAAGAGCUGUCGCUCACUAAGCUAGAGCCUGAGUCCUGCCUCUGCAGGAACCCAGAUGAGUGCAGCUGCAACAUUAACUGCAGCUCAGAUCCUCACAAUGACUCCUGCCACAGAGAACGGGUCUGUGAUGGUGACCCAAAUUUCUGCAAAAUACCAGAUUCUGGUCCUCGAGAACUGCAUUCUAGCAUCAUAAAAGUGGAUUUUUCUCUGUUUGAGCUUAAAGAACAUCUUGCAUCCCUUCUUAUCCAACUUCCUUCCACCAAACAUCCUCUUGUUCUCAUCCUCGAUGGCUUGGAUCAGCUGGAAAACUGCUUUGGUGCUCAGAUCAUCAACAGCCUCCCGUCCCCCCUCCCUGACUCUGUCAAACUCGUUGUUACAGUCUCCUCACACAGAACAGGCCUCUUGCAGGCCAUCAAACUACACUACCCCCAACAAGUAAGACUUCCUCACUCUGUAUCAGCAGACAGUGAGGAGAAGACCGGCUAUGCUUGUGUACAGCUCCAAUCAAAGGACAGGAGACAGUGUGUGAAGCUUUUGGAAUCGCUGCUGAACAGUUCAGGGAGGAAGGUGACGUCAGGACAACAAGCGCUGGUGAACCAGGCACUAACCUCCUGCUGUCUGCCUCUUUAUACUCGACUCCUGCAUGCACAUGCUUCGCUGUGGCACUCUGAUUCAGAUGUGACUGAGUCGUCUCUCCCUGACGGCGUUCAUUCGUCUAUUUCCGCUCUCUUGGAUCACUUGGAACAGAAGCACGGCUCGUCCUUGAUGGCUCGUACGGUCUCUUACGUCUCCCUCUCCAGGACCGGGCUCUGCGAGUUUGAACUUGUGGAUCUGCUGUGCUCAGACAAUGGGAUUCCAGCUGAAUGUGAAAGAACAGUUUCACAAGUUGAUGUAGAGAGGCUGCUAAUGGAUUUAAAAAACUUCCUCAUCAGACGGUCGGUUGCUGAUUCACAGGUGCUGUUUUGGGUGAGCCAACAUUUCCAGCUGGUCGUGACUAAAAAGUAUCUGGGCACUCAUGGGGUGAGGAGCAAGAUCCAUUCAGAGAUGGUGGACUAUUUCAGUGGGAGGCGGGUUAAUGGAAAUGAAAAGGCACUUUUUGUAAACCCUAAAUCUGAAUCAGACAGUCAGCCAUUUAUUUUCUCUGUUUCUGAAGAUGCUUGUAGGGUAAACAUGAGAAAGAUCCUAGAGUUGCCUCAUCAUUUGCAACAAAGUGGCAGGUUGGAAGAAAUGGAACAUGAGUUGUUGAUGUCUUCAGAGUUUCACCAAGCAAUGGUUCAAGCUGGCAAGCUAGAUGAUCUGGUAGCCAUGUUGGAGGCUGAUGAAGGCUCAACAAAGUUUUUAAGAGAAAGAUGGCUGCUUGCAAGCACAUUGAAGUCCUCUGCUUGCUUCCUGCAGAACUCACCCCUACAGUUGCCUACAGUGAUGGAGAUGAGCCUCCUCCCUUACUUGGACAUCUUUCCUGCCCUUGAAGGAUAUGUCAGAGACAUCAGACAGGACAGGAGGAAAAGGGGGAAAGGAGCAGGACUGGUCAUUUGUUUCAGUCCCUGCUCUGUUCUCCCUAUUUGCAAAUUAGGACUCAAUCUUAACACCAGAACAAUUAGUGUUGCAGAAGCUGCAUGUACAGAAUGUGGGGUUGUGGCAGAGAUCAUGGAUGAUGGUUCUGCCUGGAUUUGGAAAGGUUCAGUUUGUGAUUUUGACAAGCUAUCACUUAGCCAGGAGCAGCAGGAGUUGAAGUUUGCAGGAGUGAAAAGUAGCUGUACUUUCCUACUGCUUUCAACACAAUCCAACAAGCUCUUUGUGUGGGAUGUGGCAGAUCCAGAGAGGCUUAUUGAGGUGAAGGAAUCACCGGAUACAGAGUCUAAGUCAAGCCAAACUGAGAGUACAAUUAAAGGCUUUGUCUCAUGUCAGGAAAAGUUAUGGAUGUGGUGGAAAAAGGAGAGUUUUGUCAGCAUGUUUGAUAUCUCCAGCAAUACCUCUAUUCGUCUUCGGUGUCAGAGCUCUGUGAUGUGUCUCGUUGCCUCCUUCCAGAGUUGCAGCAUUUACUGUGGACAGGAGGACGGCACAGUGUCGAUAUUUGAUCUCACAACCAGCAGUCUUCUUGGCACUUGUUUAAACUCAACCCACAGGGCAGUUAUGCAGAUAAUCCUCUGUGAAGAGGAGCAAGAAAUUGCAUGUGUGGACAUGUGUGGGAACGUAGCCCUAUGGGAUGUUGCGGACCAAAAACAACCACCCAGACUUGUCAAAGAAAACUUCAAUCAGGGUAAAUCUUCCAGCAUUUUCAACACAGAUUAUUCCAAAGCCAUCACCACUCUUUUGGUGUGUCAAACUCACCAGGUAACAUUGUGGAAUACAUGUAACUGGGAGAUGUGGGACCAGUUCCUUGUGCCGCACGGGAAAGCCUUCGCUCAAGCAGUGCUCUCCCUGGAUGGACAUCUCUUCCUGGCUUUGUUGGACAAUUUCCCGCUCGUCUUGGUGUGGAGGGUGAACACUGGUGAGUGUGUCCUCUCCUUAGAAACAAACACACAGCCCCUCGCGCUCCUCAAAACAGCCUCAGAUAUCAUUUGUGUGAGUCACGAUGGAAGCCUGACAGUCUGGAACUCAGAGAUGAUAAAUGCUGCAGGUACGGCAACAAAAAUGAAGAGUGGAGUGAAAGGCGUGGCGGUGGAGCAAACAGGAAAGUACUUCUACACAUCAGAUGGGUCAGAGAAUGUGUGGAGAUGGAAUUUAGAUUCUGGACUUCCACAAUUUACCUUCCUGCAUGAUGGUCCUGUGGAAAAGAUGCAGCUUUCUCCGAACAACAGCCAUCUUCUCUCCCUCUCAGCAGGGGAAAUUUAUGUCUGGCAGACAGAAACAGGUGAGAAUAUCGGCCGGAUCAGCGGCGGCAGUGCUGCAGAUGUGCUGAUCACUCCCAAUAGUAAGUUUGGAGUGAGCAUAUCUAAACAUGGCCUCUCCCACGUUUGGAAGCUGCCACACGGAGGUAUUGUGUGCAGAAUUCACCUGUAUCUAUCGAACGCUCAGGUAUCGCCUGAGGGGACGUUUCUUGUUGGCCUUCGUUAUGGAGACCUGCUGGCUGCCAGCCUAUGGUCCGGUUCAAUCAGCAAGCGCUUCUCCUGCGUGGAAAACUCAGAGCGCGUUGUUGCUUUUCAAACUCUUUUAGACCACCCGGACUUUGUGGUGGUGCUGACCGUCUCUGGAGCGGUGUACACCUGGAAGCUGUCAGAGGAGACCGUGUGCCGGCACAUUCAGCUGCCACAUAUGUUUGACUGUCAGCCACAAGACUUCCAAAUGUCCCCUGAUGGGAGCUACGCACUGCUGUCCACUGAUAAUAACUCCAUCAAUAUCUUAGACUUAUCUUGUGUAAGGCUGUACUCCUUGAAAGCUGAAGGUCCUGUUAUCAAGGCCUGCUUGGAUAAAACUGGAUGCUAUGUUGUGUAUGUUUGCAACCCGAGCAGCCAGGACAAGAGCUGUGCUUGUUACCUGCACUCAAAGCUCAUCCUCACAGUCGUACGCCUCUCAGACAGGGAGAGAAUAGGAAGCGUACAUCUUCAUAAGAAUCCGACGACUCUGACUGUCAGCGAGCAGCAGGGCGUGUUUGUGGGCUUUGAUGACGGGUCUGUGGGUGUGUUCUCUGUUUCAGAUGCUACGGCUGAUGGGGAGAAGUUAAAAUGGAACAGGGAGAAUUUAAAAAGAGACCUGAAAACAUGUCCCUUUGACAGGGAACCUUUGAGCUGUUUUUUUCAGUCCAAACCCAAUGUUACAUGGUCUUGAACUUAAUGCAUCUGCUCAAGUAUAGUGCAACCAAAAUGACUUCUGGUCUUUUUAUCUCUACGCCUUUUCAUACUUAUUAAAAUGUAUGUAAUAUGUAAUGUAAUUUUGUCAUGUUACCACACCCAACUUUUUCAGCAGGAAGCCGUCUGAAUGUGUUCAUUUUUCCCCCUCAGGGGAAUGUUUUGCUCCCACUUUAAAAACUGAUGACUUUAACGUUUUUUUUUAGUUUCUUUUGACAGUCUCCUUUUAGGAAAUGCUAUUUUGUGACUUAGAUUAAGAACACACAUUCUUAGUUUGGAUUCAGCAUGGGUCCUAAUCUGUCAUAUCUCAUUACACCGAGCUUUGCAGAAAGGAGAAAAAGAGCCAAAAUAAAUUGAAAUAUGGUGUAAAACCAACUUUCAGAUAAUAGUAAGCAGUUGAAUCAAAUUAAAUGUGAGAUUUUACCCUU